ACGUGCAAACGGAAAGACUACAUCUCCCAGGCCGCCACGCUUUCCAGCUGGAGUCCUAGGGCGCUGACUGCUCCCCAGUUUCCGUAGGGAAGCGCCAGGCUACCACAGCUAUUGUGCGUCGCGCUGUCGCCCUCCUCUUCCCGCUGUUGCUGCCCUGUUGUUGGAGGAAAGCUACGUCUCCUUGGCCGCCGGGUUUAACCCUUUAAGCGCCAAACCCGGCAGCCUGCCGGCUCCCAGGAACGAGUAGGCGGUCUCUGCAGUUGCCGAGUUGUGGGCAACGAGCCCCGAAGACCCUGAGGAAGACAGCUGAAGGGAGCCUGUGCUGCCGGUCGGUCUCGGGCUUGGGGCUAGGCCAGCAUGAAGCAGUGGCAUUGGCUUUAAGAAGGGGGAGGGGAGGCGCGGUCCGCCGCUCGGGGAGCCAGGAAAGGAAGCCUCAGCUGGUUGGCUUGGGAGCGCAGAGAGGCGGCCCCCCGCAUUCGCGCUCUCCCCGCCUCCACCCUGGGCUGCCCAGGACUCAGCGCUGUGCUUCGGGGAGGCGAUGACCAGGGGGCGUGCUGCUCGCUAGGCUGCACCCUGCCGGCGUCAGAAGGCGUUGGUAAGCAUUCCUGGUCACCCGCAGCCACCACCGGACUACGCGCUCCUGCUACACACCAGCGGGCGCUCCCAAGUGUUCCAUUGGAACAGUCCCUCCGCUGCCGUAACCAUGGGGCAUCCCCCGCUGGAGUUCAGCGACUGCUACCUCGACAGCCCCGAUUUCCGCGAGAGGCUCAAGUGUUAUGAACAGGAGCUGGAGAGGACCAAUAAAUUCAUCAAAGACGUGAUCAAGGACGGCAGCGCGCUUAUCAGCGCUAUGAGAAAUUACUCUUCUGCGGUCCAGAAGUUUUCCCAGACGCUGCAGUCGUUUCAGUUUGAUUUCAUCGGGGACACUCUGACCGAUGAUGAGAUCAAUAUUGCGGAAUCAUUCAAGGAAUUUGCUGAAUUGCUCAAUGAAGUAGAAAAUGAGAGGAUGAUGAUGGUACAAAAUGCUAGUGACUUGCUGAUCAAACCCCUGGAAACUUUUCGGAAGGAACAAAUAGGUUUCACAAAGGAGAGGAAGAAGAAAUUUGAAAAGGAUGGUGAGAGGUUUUACUCAUUACUGGACCGGCACUUACACCUGUCAUCCAAAAAGAAAGAAUCUCAGUUGCUAGAGGCAGACCUCCAAGUGGAUAAGGAAAGGCACAGUUUCUUCGAGUCCUCCCUUGACUAUGUCUACCAAAUCCAGGAAGUUCAAGAAUCCAAGAAGUUCAAUAUUGUGGAGCCAGUCUUGGCCUUUCUCCACAGCCUCUUCAUUUCCAACAGCUUGACUGUGGAGCUCACACAGGAUUUCCUCCCGUACAAACAGCAGCUGCAGCUCAGUUUACAGAAUACCAGAAAUCAUUUCUCCAGCACCCGAGAAGAGAUGGAGGAACUUAAGAAAAGGAUGAAAGAAGCUCCUCAGACAUGCAAACUUCCAGGACAGCCAACCAUCGAAGGCUAUCUCUAUACCCAGGAGAAAUGGGCUCUGGGGAUAUCUUGGGUGAAAUACUACUGUCGGUAUGAGAAAGAGACCAGGACACUCACCAUGACACCAAUGGAACAGAAGCCAGGUGCUAAGCAGGGACCUGUGGACUUAACAUUGAAAUACUGCGUGAGAAGAAAGACAGAGUCCAUUGACAAGAGAUUCUGUUUCGAUAUAGAAACUAAUGAAAGACCAGGAACCAUUACUCUGCAGGCACCUUCAGAAGCCAAUAGAAGACUAUGGAUGGAAGCCAUGGAUGGGAAAGAACCUAUCUAUCACAGCCCUAUAACAAAACAGGAAGAAAUGGAGCUGAAUGAAGUGGGGUUCAAGUUCGUCAGGAAAUGUAUCAAUUUUAUUGAGACCAAAGGGAUCAAGACAGAAGGGUUGUACCGCACAGUGGGCAGCAACAUCCAGGUUCAGAAGCUGCUCAAUGCCUUUUUUGAUCCAAAAUGCCCAGGAGAUGUCGAUUUUCAUAACAGUGACUGGGACAUUAAGACAAUCACAAGCUCCUUAAAAUUCUACCUCAGGAAUCUUUCCGAACCUGUCAUGACUUAUAAGCUUCACAAAGAGCUCGUCUCUGCUGCCAAAUCUGACAACCUGGAUUAUCGUCUGGGGGCUAUUCACUCCCUAGUAUAUAAGCUACCAGAAAAGAACCGGGAGAUGCUGGAACUUCUAAUCAGACACUUGGUAAAUGUAUGUGAGCACAGCAAAGAGAAUCUUAUGACACCUUCCAAUAUGGGGGUGAUCUUUGGGCCCACCCUGAUGAGAGCUCAAGAGGACACUGUGGCUGCUAUGAUGAACAUCAAAUUCCAGAACAUUGUGGUAGAAAUCCUGAUUGAACACUUUGGCAAGAUAUAUUUGGGUCCACCUGAGGAUAGCCAAGUACCUCCAGUGCCUCCACCUCGAGUGACAGCAAGAAGGCACAAACCAAUCACAAUCUCGAAGCGUUUGCUGAGAGAGAAGACAGUGUUCUACACUUCUUCCCUUGAGGAAAGUGAAGAUGAAACCCAGCAUCAAACUCCUAAUGGUACAAUCACUAGCAACCUGGAUCCCCCCAGGCUACCGCAGCACCUCAAACUACCCAUUCAGAAAAGUGGGGAAACUGACCCUGGAAGAAAGUCCCCAAAUAGAUCUGUUUCUGACUACCAAUCGGAACCCUGCCCAGAGAUGGAUGUGGGGAAGUUGGUAUUUAGGUUGCAGGAUGGAGGGACCAAGGCUACUCCAAAGGCCACCAAUGGACCUGUGCCAGGUUCUGGGACCACAAAGACCUCCUCUUUCCAUAUAAAGAGACCAGCUCCCAGGCCAGUGGCUCACCACAAGGAAGGAGAUACUGACUGUUUCAGCAAAGUUCGGCCCCCAGGGGAAAAGCAAACAAUCAUCCGUCCUCCAGUGAGACCCCCAGACCCUCCUUGCCGGGCCAGUGUUUCACAGAAGCCAGAACCAAAGCCAGAUACUGUGGCUGGCAAUGCAGGGGAAAUCCCAUCAUCUGUGGUGGCAUCCAGGACUAGAUUCUUUGAAACGGCAUCCCGGAAAACUGGAAGCUCUCAAGGAAAACUUCCCGGAGAUGAGAGCUGAGGCCACAGGUUUGAAAGGACUUGGCCUCGAGGGACCCUUUCCAGGUUGGGGAAGGGUCUACUUCAAACCCAUGUGAGCUAUUUGGUGCUGAAGAGCAGCUCAUUUCCGGCCUCGAACCCUCAGUGUCUGGGAAGCUAUAAAAUAGGGAGCACAUGUCUGAGACAUGUGUUUGUUUCUCCUUUGUAUUCUCUCUUCAUCUCCCCAGAAUGUCUGUUGUGAGCAGCUCCAAGGACACUGGAUGGCAGGAUUCUCUUAAGCUCUAAGCUCUACCGACGUGACAAUACCCACUGACCCGUAUUGAAGAGGGGAGCUCAGCUUUCCACUCUUCUCUGAACUUGUUGUCUCCUCAAAGGUCACUGGACUCUGAAUGAUUCAGGGCUAAAGACUGAUCUUGGGGGCCUCACCCUGAUCUAAAGGCCACCGGAGUUGGGGGCCACUGUUUACCUUAUUUGGAAGGGACUAGGGAUGUUAGCUGAAUAUUGGAGAAUUGUGUCAUGUCUCUUUCUGAGAAUACGGACACUAACUAGUACCAGAUUGGCACUCUGGUACCAUGACAUGUUAAUGAUAUCCAGUGGAGCCAGGCCGCGUGGAUGAUUCCCACACAGUGUCCUUCACAGUGCUAAGCAUGUGUUGCAUGUCAAAGCCUAGGCUGUCUGGAUUUUCCUUUUUCCUACUUUCACCUAAUAGCUUCCUUUCCAGCAAUCAACAAAUAAAACAAAGCAGAAAACGUCUUUGUAAAAAAAAAUGGGGAGGGCCAAGUGUUAGGAAAAAUUGUUAAGAUUGACUUCAGUACGAGGAAUUGUUGCUGUUGCUUCUUAUUUGCCUCUCGCUUACUUGUUCUUUUAUUUCUUGAAGAAAAAGCAAACAAGCAAAUCUUAUAAGCAAACAAAACUAAUUCUUAGCCAAGUGCCUGUGGAUUCUGGAACUCCAUGAUGCCCCCAAGAUGACAUAUACAAUUCCAUGAGGGUAAUGCCUUUUCUGAGCAGAUGGUUCAUAACAUUCUACUGGAUUUCAAAUGGGACUGCAACCCAAUAAAGGUUAAGAACCACA
This is a messenger RNA of Alexandromys fortis (reed vole), 4162 nucleotides long. It is a transcript of the gene Ophn1, whose product is annotated as oligophrenin 1. The transcript has 25 exons. Gene Ontology annotation, cellular component: dendritic spine; cytoplasm; actin cytoskeleton. NCBI's taxonomy places the organism in Eukaryota, Metazoa, Chordata, Mammalia, Rodentia, Cricetidae. The record is from RefSeq and is a predicted model, not a curated record. Bases 704 to 3112 code for a protein of 802 amino acids. Gene Ontology annotation, biological process: regulation of synaptic transmission, glutamatergic; signal transduction; actin cytoskeleton organization. Gene Ontology annotation, molecular function: protein binding; GTPase activator activity.